Molecule: messenger RNA, 1302 nt
Organism: Dicentrarchus labrax (European seabass)
Lineage: Eukaryota; Metazoa; Chordata; Actinopteri; Moronidae
Product: ras-related protein Rap-1b-like
Exons: 8
Coding region: 129-683 (184 amino acids)
Biological process (GO): Rap protein signal transduction; cellular response to cAMP; negative regulation of synaptic vesicle exocytosis
Cellular component (GO): plasma membrane
Molecular function (GO): GTPase activity; GTP binding; GDP binding
Source: RefSeq, a predicted model, not a curated record
AGCUUGACGUCAGCGCGCAGCGGCAGCAGGAGGGAGCGGCUCUGGUCGAGCGACAUAGACACAGAGUGGGAGAGAGAGAGAGAGAGAGAGCAGCGGAGCGGACGGGUGGAUGAUUACAGACAGUCAGGAUGCGUGAAUACAAACUGGUUGUUUUAGGAUCAGGAGGAGUCGGCAAGUCAGCUCUGACUGUCCAGUUUGUUCAGGGAAUCUUUGUGGAGAAGUACGACCCGACGAUAGAGGAUUCCUACAGGAAGCAAGUCGAGGUCGAUGGACAACAGUGUAUGUUGGAGAUCCUGGACACAGCAGGAACAGAGCAGUUCACGGCGAUGCGAGACCUGUACAUGAAGAACGGUCAGGGCUUCGCUCUGGUUUACUCCAUCACGGCUCAGUCCACCUUCAACGACCUCCAGGACCUCCGAGAGCAGAUCCUCAGAGUGAAGGACACCGAGGACGUUCCGAUGAUCCUGGUUGGAAAUAAGUGCGACCUGGAUGUGGAGCGCGUGGUGGCCAAAGAGUCGGGUAUCGGCCUCGCCCGCCAGUGGAACUCCUGCGCCUUCCUGGAGACCUCGGCCAAGAGCAAGAUCAACGUCAACGAGAUCUUCUACGACCUUGUGCGACAGAUUAACAGGAAGAGUCCAGCUCCGGGGAAAACUCGCAAAAAGUCCAACUGUCAACUUCUCUAAUGACAGUUUUCUGCUCACCUGACCGACAAACCAACCAACCAACCAAUCACACCACAUCUUCCAGCUGGCCACGCCCCUUUAACACAAACGUGUCAUCAUCAACAUCAGCCACCUCUGACCUCUGUUCCCGUGACGACCACAUCUCCCAUGCCCCCUUCACCACACUGUCUGACGGAGACUGUUGCCUUGGAAACAUAAAAAAAAUAAAAACAAACAUCAAAAAGACUGCAGCGGCGACGACGAUGAUGAUGAUGAUGAUGAUGAAGAUGAUUCUGCGGUUGCAGGAGUGGGGGCUGUCCAAACAACUGCCCAAAUUUAAACUACAGUUCCCAUCAUGCUCUCUGCUAGGCCAUUUUGCGCUGGGGGAGUGGCUUCUUGCUUUGAAUUUUUAAAUGUUUGUUUCCUUUCUUUACAUUUUCCUUAUCUUCCAGCGGUCCCGAGCCCUUCGCACGCAGCUUGACCACUUUCGCUGUCAGCCAUGUUGUUGCCACGGUUACCCCGGUGAUGUCACGGCUAACAUGGCCGACCCCUGUGCGUGCGGCUCUGGUCGAACCUGUGGAUCCAUACAGUGGUUAUUAUUAUGUUUCUGUGUGAAAAGAUAUAAAAGUCAUUUAAUGUU